Oreochromis aureus is the source of this 1609-nucleotide messenger RNA. Its product is annotated as E3 SUMO-protein ligase ZBED1-like. The transcript is spliced from 3 exons. The record is from RefSeq and is a predicted model, not a curated record. Lineage: Eukaryota; Metazoa; Chordata; Actinopteri; Cichliformes; Cichlidae. Bases 348 to 1307 code for a protein of 319 amino acids.
AAGCACCUCCUCAAUGUUUAGGCAUUACAGAGCAAAACAUGAAAAUCAGGAGACAAACACACCAACAAUGAACACAGGUAGGCCUAUAUAGACAUUGAGCAGCUUUAUAAUUUUUUUUAAAAUUAAUAUGUGUUUUAUUACUUUGAAAUCAAGCAUCUAGGAAGAUUGCUCUGGACCAGGCAGUCCUGAAUUUUAUUAUAAAGGACUGCCAACCCCUUAGCAUUGUGGAGAGUGAGGGGUUCAGGGAGCUGGUUCAGGUCCUUGAGCCAUCAUAUGUUUUGCCAACCAGAAAGACCAUAAAGGAAUUGCUAGCCAAAAAACAUGCGGAGGAACUCGAACAAGUGAAAAUGGAAGUACAGCAAGCUGUGGCAGUGAGUAUAACAGCUGACCUGUGGACCUCUUUGAACAUGGAGGCUUACUUGGCUCUUACUUGUCACUACAUUAAUGAGAAUAUGCAGUUGUGUACAUCUGUGUUGGGUGUGAAACACUUUCCACAAAGUCAUACUGCAGACAAUUUGGCCCAAUUCAAAAAGGGCAUGAUGGAUGACUGGGCCAUCACAAAUAAGGUAAGGUGUCUUGUGACCGAUGCAGCACCAAACAUGAUUGCAGCAACAAGAACUCUCCAAAUUCGACAUUCAAUUUGCAUUGCACACAAACUCAAUUUAUUAGUCAAGAAAUCAUGUGAUCAAAUCCCUGAACUUUCAUCCAUAAGAGAAAAAUCUAGACAAAUCGUGUCAUUCUUCAGAUCCAGCACUACAGCCAAAGAAAAGCUUGCUCAAGUGCAGCAGCAGAUGGGACGGCCCGUCUUGAAACUUAUCAACGAGGUACCAACACGUUGGAACAGCACAUAUCAGAUGCUGUCACGGCUACAUGAUGAGAAAGAAGCAGUCUGGGUAUCUCUUGCUUCUCUUCCAACAGAUUUAACUCCACUUACGGCUGAUGAGUGUGACAUCGUAAGGGAAGCACUUCUUGUGCUGGCCCCUUUCCAUCAGGCCACAGUGGAGUUGUCUGAGGAGAGGAGAGUUUCAGGAUCAAAAGUAAUCCCGAUGAUGAAAAUGCUAUAUUGUGCACUUGAGCGGAACUCUUUACAUCUACACACACAAGCAGCCACCCAUCUCCAUGACCACCUGAGGCGUCGUGUCACAGACACUGCUUCUAAUCUGGAGUCAUUAAGUGUGUUGACCCUCUCAACACUUUUAGACCCCAGAUUUAAAACACUCGGAUUUCGUAGUUCCUCCAAGUGUAGUGAGGCAGUCAAUCGCCUGAAAGUGGAGUGUGCUGCAGUAAUUGCCCGCACAACCAUCUGAGCCACAGCCUGGACCUUCAUCAGAGCAGUCACCUGUUCAGGAAAACCUGUGGCAUCGGCUCGAUGAAGAAGUUGGCAGACAAACAAACAAUGCAACAGCGGACUCCAUCAUUGAGGUCCAGCGCUACUUGGCGGAGAGAAACAUUCCACGAUCAGAGGAUCCUUUAACGUACUGGGGGAAUAGAAGAACAUCUUAUCCUAACCUUUUCCACCUGGUAUUACAGUUUUUGUGUACCCCAGCUUCAUCUGUGCCCUGUGAGCGUGUAUUUUCCAAAGCUGGGGAAAUAGUGUCAAAAAAACGCA